Messenger RNA from Danaus chrysippus (African queen), 348 nucleotides. NCBI's taxonomy places the organism in Eukaryota, Metazoa, Arthropoda, Insecta, Lepidoptera, Nymphalidae. The record is from the annotation of a GenBank genome assembly.
AUGGAGCCUGGCUCGGAGGAGGAGAGAAGAGCGAGUGCCGAGGCUGACCUGCAGCUAGCUGCUGGCUAUGUGACACAAUAUUUAUCAACACAUUAUGACAUCACACACGUAACAGACACCGGCCAGAUCAAUUUCAUAACGAACGUAUCUACUGAGACUGUACUGCUACACAUAGAAAUGCUGGCUUCCUGGCUCCGGAACAAUGGCGAGUGGCGACCAGUAGACUACACAAUGACAACAGUACAUAGACUACACUCACCAACUGACGCUGGUAGAUGGUUGGGCUUCAACGAACCACUACGACCUCACGAGGAGCGGUACUGGCAUAGUCUCCGUGUGGCUUCAUAG